Messenger RNA from Penicillium subrubescens, 384 nucleotides. RefSeq lists its product as uncharacterized. The transcript is spliced from 2 exons. Bases 1 to 384 code for a protein of 127 amino acids. NCBI's taxonomy places the organism in Eukaryota, Fungi, Ascomycota, Eurotiomycetes, Eurotiales, Aspergillaceae. The record is from RefSeq and is a predicted model, not a curated record.
AUGACAUUACUAGCCACAGGUCCCAAUAUUCGAAAGCGCGGCCGACCACGAAAUUACCCAUCCGAGGAGCAGAGGCGCGAGGCUCGCACGAUUCAACGGCGGCAUCAACGGCGACGACAGUUCGCCAGAGCCGCCGAGGCCGCCAACGAUGCAGCUCAAAUUACGAGCCUAUACGCUGGCUCCUGCGGCCCCCGCCCGCGUCCCGUAGGACCGGCAUCGUUGCGUUCGUCUCGUCGCGUUCGACCCGGCGGAAGUCAUCACGCGGGGGAGACCCGCGGCGUCGCCCGCGGACCCCCAUGGACCCGCCGGGAUAAGGUCUUCGGACGAGUUAGGGGGGGCAGCGACAGCAGCAUCGACGGUAUCACGAAGGGUGAGAUACGAUAG